Molecule: messenger RNA, 921 nt
Organism: Racocetra fulgida
Lineage: Eukaryota; Fungi; Glomeromycota; Glomeromycetes; Diversisporales; Gigasporaceae
Source: the annotation of a GenBank genome assembly
AUGCAGAUUUUCGUUAAAACUCUUACUGGCAAAACUAUAACCCUUGAGGUCGAGUCUUCUGAUACUAUUGAUCAAGUUAAAACAAAAAUCCAAGACAAAGAGGGAAUGCAAAUUUUUGUCAAGACCUUGACUGGUAAAACCAUUACCCUUGAGGUUGAAUCCUCUGACACCAUCGACCAAGUUAAAACAAAAAUCCAAGACAAAGAGGGUAUCCCACCGGAUCAGCAACGAAUGCAAAUAUUUGUUAAAACUUUAACCGGAAAGACAAUUACCCUUGAAGUAGAAUCUUCAGAUACCAUCGACCAAGUUAAAACAAAAAUUCAAGAUAAGGAAGGUAUCCCUCCAGAUCAGCAACGUCUCAUUUUUGCGGGAAAACAACUUGAAGAUGGUCGUACAUUAUCGGACUACAAUAUCCAAAAAGAAUCGACUCUUCACCUUGUAUUACGUCUUCGUGGAGGAAUGCAAAUCUUUGUUAAAACUUUAACCGGAAAGACAAUCACCCUCGAAGUAGAAUCCUCUGACACAAUUGAUCAAGUUAAAACAAAAAUUCAAGAUAAGGAAGGUAUUCCACCGGAUCAGCAACGUCUUAUUUUUGCGGGUAAACAACUCGAAGAUGGCCGUACCUUGUCCGAUUAUAAUAUUCAAAAAGAAUCAACACUUCAUCUUGUAUUACGUCUUCGUGGUGGAAUGCAAAUAUUUGUAAAAACUUUAACUGGCAAGACUAUUACUCUUGAGGUUGAAUCAUCUGAUACUAUUGAUCAAGUUAAAACAAAAAUUCAAGAUAAAGAAGGUAUUCCACCAGAUCAACAGCGUUUAAUUUUUGCUGGUAAGCAAUUGGAAGACGGUCGUACUCUUUCCGACUAUAACAUCCAAAAGGAAUCAACACUUCAUUUGGUACUUCGUCUUCGUGGUGGUCAAUAA